Molecule: messenger RNA, 9865 nt
Organism: Nilaparvata lugens (brown planthopper)
Lineage: Eukaryota; Metazoa; Arthropoda; Insecta; Hemiptera; Delphacidae
Product: UHRF1-binding protein 1-like
Exons: 22
Coding region: 87-4136 (1349 amino acids)
Source: RefSeq, a predicted model, not a curated record
AGUCAAAAUGCCAAAGUGAAUUAGCACACCAAACCAUAGCUCUGUACUUUAUUUUGAAUAAUCGUAGUUAUAAAAAUAAAUCAAUAAUGGCGUAUUUAAUAAAAAAUCAAAUUCUGAAGCAUCUUUCGAGGUACAUGAAGAACCUGUCGGCCGAUCAGAUAAACCUGAGCACAUUCAAGGGCGAGGGGGAACUGAAGGACUUGCAGCUGGAUGAGAUGGUCCUAACCGAACUGCUAGAACUUCCCUCCUGGGUGCAGCUCACAUCAGCCUGGUGCAAUAAGGUGUCCUUCCGCAUACAAUGGACUAAACUCAAGACUGUGCCAAUAUUUUUGGUUCUCGAUGAAGUGAAAAUAGAAAUAGAGACAUGCGAAGAGCUGCGAUCUAUGUCGUGUCAGCAGGGACUGUCCACUCUAGCCAAUAACGCCAAAUACAGUUUCAUUCACAAAGUCAUCGACGGCAUGACUAUUCACGUCAACUCGGUCUCCAUCACAUUCAACAGUCCUGCCUUCAUUGCCAAAGUACAGAUCCUGAGGAUAAAGGUGCAAUCGAAAACGCCCAAAUGGCAGGACAGUGAUCUGAGGUAUACAAGGCUAAAAGAUAUGCACCGCAAUCAGAUCAUGAUAUUCAAAGAGAUCGAGUGGCAAACUCUGAGGAUAGAAGCGAGUUCUAUCAGUGACAAGAAUUUGCCGCCUUUGCGACUGCUAACCAAUACCACAAGAUGUCGAAUCACCAUUAAGAAACGGUUAUCAGAUUGCUUUGUAAUUGGAUGUAGGCUUCUGCUUAUAUUGGACGAUCUGCUUUGGGUGCUCACCGACUCGCAAUUGAAAGCCGCUUUACAUUUCAUUGACUCACUGUCCGGCUUGAUUCAGAAAGACACUGAAAUCACUCGUAAAAAGAAGGCUGCUAGAAAAUUAGAGAGUUUGCCAGAGUACAGAGCUCAGAUGUCGCAGCAGGCACGGAUGGACAGCAACGAACAAAACAAGAUGCGAAUGGUGUUUGCUAUGUACGACUUCAUCGAAACGUCCUACCACUUCUGCACACAACGAAUAGACUUGCAUUUCAGCGAGGAUCCUGGUGUUGGCAGAUCAUGCCACCCAAACCUGCAACCGGGUGGCAGUUUACAGCUGACAGUGAGCAACCUGCAGGCGGACUAUUACCCUUACCACCUGGCAGCGGCCGACAGAGGGCACUGGGCGCGCUACAGGGAGAGUGGAGACGCCGUGCCCGCUCAGUGGCUCAAGCAGGCGCAUGCCGCAUUCCGCACCUCUCUCCUCCACAUGGUGUCCGAUGCUGGCCAGUAUCAACCAACUGGUGGACAGGACUCACCCCAAGCACGAAGUGGCACCCCUUCACCCAGCAGUUUGAACCCGCUUAAGGCGUACAUGUCGUCACAAUUCUCCAAACUGAUGACCAGCUGUGUCAUACUGAGAGUAGAAGACUUCACACUCUACAGAGUUACCACCACCUCCAAAAUGCAUUCGCCAAGACCUUUUGUCAAAGGCCAACACAAGAGGAGACCCAGUCUUCCAGGCGAUCGGGAGCGUUAUAUGUUACCAACCGAUCUGAAGACAAUCCAUGCUGAGUUCACCUACUAUUAUUACCCUGGUGAUAUACCAUUUCCCCUACCACCGCCAAAGUUCUAUGUGCACAUCAACCCAGUUCAGGUGUACUUCGAUGUGCUGACCUUGCUGUGGCUGAACUGUUUCGUGCUGAACCUGUACCAGUCACUAAUGGCGACCAGUGCGGCGGCCUCACUAGAAACGGCCAAAGACAUUCCCACCAUGUACAUGGAUGUCAGGCUCGAGGCUAUAUCACCACGCCUGAUCUUCGAGAGCCUAGGCGAGCACACCGGUCAGCGAGACCGGCCCAAGUCUCUGCACCUACAGGUGGGUCGAGUCUCACUGACCAAUCAGCGCACAGUGGCCGGCUGCUCACGAGCAGACCUCGCCAAGUGCAUCCACCACCUGCAGCGAGCCUCGCUCUUCUAUGCCACCUCAGACAACCCCACUGACUUCAAAGUCGUCACCGACAAGUUCAUCGAUCAUCUCAACUGUAGUGACAACAUUAGACAAGGAGGUCCUCCAAAAUUGUCCGGCAACAUUGAAGAGAUCAACAAGCAGCUGAGUAGAGAAAUGUUGUGGAUCGAAUCGAAGGAUGUUUGGUGCAUAGUUCUGGAACCCUUAUUCGGCGACUUCUACGGAGUAAGAGCUAUAGGCAGUGCAAGACCGGCCCCUUUUCUGGACGCUGUGACCGUCACCUUAUGGCUUCACACGGCAGACGCCGCACAAGCUCCACAGCCACAGGGCGAGGCGGGUGGAGGGGGAGGAGGAGGAACAGAAAAUGGAGGAGGAGGUUCAGAGAACGGAAGCGGGAAAUGGAGACAGCAGAAUGGUUCGAAAGAUAUGAGUCCUUCUGGUGAGAAUAGGUUGGCUGAUAUCCAUGCAGUGGCCCAUAUAUCGCUUCUAGUCAGUCUGCAGAUCAAUCACUACCAGUUCCUUUUUUUGUUGCGGGUAGCUGAUGAGGCCAAAGAGCUUACGACAUUCCUGGCGAUGGACUCGAACCGGCUGCUGGGGCGCGCCGAGGGCAGUUCCCUGGUGGUGGGGGCAGUUCUGCCCCAGCUGGAGGUGACCCUAGUGAUGCCCGCCCAUGUGCCCGGCAAGGAGUCCUCGGGCGGCGACCUCGAGUCGGUCAUCCCCGACUCCUCCAGUCUGGCCGACGAUCCCAACACCAACACCAGCAUUCAGUGGCAUCACAACCUCUCCACUGAUAUUCCUUCCACUACGGGUCGAGUAACCAUGAACGACCAGGAGGGCGAGAGUGGUGAUAUGGGGGGUGGUGGGAGACGUCCCCCGCUGCAACACGCUAACAGCUUCUCGGUAGGGCUGGCAUCACCCACCCUCCCCGAACCCACCUCCACCUUCAACCUGUCCCACUCUGUCAAGAAGGGAUUCAGCUCACUUUUCACCUCCAUUGACACCGCUUUCAAGGCCAACAACGAUGACCAAAGUGAUACUAUUUCGUUGAGAUCAGACGCAAGCUCUGACAGCGAGAAGUACAUAAUGGUGAACGUGACGGCGGACCGAAACGGGGAGGCGGCAGCUGAUGCCAUGUUCAGGGUGAGUGGGGGCGGAGGUGGAGGCGGAGGCAGCAUCCAGGAGAGAGUGGAGGUGGCGUCAGAGGUCACAGAGGAGGACACCCCCACCCUCACCACCCCUUCCGAACGAGAUUCUAUUGCCAGCUCUUACAAGCGACGUGAUUUGAUCUCAGUGGUGACCUUCAAAUUGGGUCAAGUUGAACUUUUUCAGCAAGCAGAGGGCUUCCUCUCAACAAUCAAGUUGCAGCUAUCAAAUCUGGAGGCAGAAGAAUGUAUUUCAAUUCCCUGGGAUGAAUUCCAGAGCAAAUUCAUGACGCGGUCGCGCGUCUGGCAAGAGAUGAACGAGAACGGCGCCGGCGCCCGUGCUUCGCUACGCGACCAGCAGUGCGCAUGCGUAGUGGCGCGUCUAGAUCACCGCGUCACGCCUCAGGACCCCGCCCAGUGGAGGGGCGUGGCUUACGGCGAUUGGUUCGAGGACCUGCUGACUGUGCAUGUGGCCAAUACCAGGCUAGCGUUGUCCACGAGCACUCUGGCAGGAUUGGCCGAUCUGGUCGAGGAUGAACUCAUCUCGCCACCGUUGCCUGUGCAGAUGACGAUAGAAAAUGUGCGCCUGCGCAUUUGUGACGACCAGCAGACGACGUCGAACAUCACGUGUCCGGGCUCAGUGCCGGUCGACGUGUGUGUCAGCCAGCUGCACGUGUCACGUGGCCCCGAUGGCGUGUUGCACGUGCGACCACUCACACGUGUCAAGCAGUCGCCCAGCACUGCACAUGCCCACGAAACGUCACAGGUGGAUGCACAGCUAGUGUCAGAGAAUGAACAACUGCGAAGGAGGCUGGCAGCGCUAGAGAAGAUCAAUGAUGAGAAUAAUUACAUGCGGAGGUGUGAGGAGGAGGCUACGUUUCUCAAGAGCUGCCUGAGCGCUGCGCAGGAGAACAUCGCUUCGCUGCUAGAAGAGAAGCAGAAACUGUUGGAUCUGGUGCAGCGACUGCAGGAGCAGACUGCCAGCAGAGCAGAUCCGCCGCAGACCACCAAGAGAUAGCAGCAGUGUUGCUGUUUCGCCUGUAGCUGCACUCACAAGUGGUGAUCCAUUAGUACAACUCUAGCUCUAUAGGCACUAGGCGACGGCCGAUAGCCACUAACUAGAACACUAACUAGGUUCCUAUGUUUGGUGGGGUGUCGAGUUUCUAGGUGGCAGAGGAAACCCGGUAAAUGAUUACUCAAUAAUCUAUUUAUUUACUAGUAAGUAACCCGUGCUCCGCAAGGGUCUAAUCAAAAACUUGACUUGGAAUCAAAAAUCAUUUAUUGUCGUCCCGCUCAAGAGCAUUGACAAAGUCACAGAACAAAUGAAAGUACAAAAUACAAUGUAUCAAUGAAAUUAAUGCAUUCACACACUGUAGGCUACAUAAAGCAUUCAGUCACUUAUCAGAUAAUUAAAAGUCUAUACGUUUAUAUUUAAGAAAAUGGAACAACUUCAAAAUGUUACAUCAGUAGUACUCCCAGCUAAAAACUCUCCUACCGAGUAAAAUGCUUUCUUUUUCAACCAUUUAAUAAUGGCAACCUUGAAUACUUUCCCAUCUGCCUCUCUAGUACUCACCGGUAAUUCAUUUUAAAAAAUUAUUCCAGUGUUGAAAUGGGACUUUUGCUCUUUGUUAGCCUAGCAUACUCUAAGUCUAUCCUGUUUCGGUUUCGGGUGUCAUGACUAUGAUUUGCACCCCUGAGAUUUAGUGAUGGAAGGUUUCCCUUUAAAACAUUAAAUUUUGUAAAAUGAAGAUGCUAGGCAGAGUAAGUGAUACCAUGCUCUAUAAAUAAUGGCUUACAUGAGUAUGUUACACUCAUACUGAAAACAGCUCUUAAAGUUCUUUUUUGACAGAGGAAAACCUCCCCAGCUCCACUAGAGCUUUCCCAAAGAAGACCUCCAUACAAAAGGUGUGAAUGAAAUAAAGCAAAAUAAGCCUUUAAUACCAAGCCAGAGCUAGCACAAUUUUUGAGUCUCCUGAACAGGAAAAUUACUCUACUUAAACGUGUGCAUAGAGCAUCAGUAUGAGAUCUUCAGGUAAGACCACAAUCUAAAUUUAUUCCAAGAAGCUUUACCGUCUGGCUAUUGACACCAAUACCAUCUGCUCUAAAGCUGAAAAUUAUAUUCUCUGUUUUAUUUUCAUUUACAAUCAAGUCAUUGGCAGAGAACCAGAGGUAGGACCUUUCUUUCAUAUAACUAGUAAUGACAGAGUUCAAAUCUGAGAGUGAAUUUGAGGACAUGAGAGUAGUAUCAUCGGCAUAGAGUACACAUUUAUUUGUUGAAAAUUUUGUUGCAUCGUUUAUGAAUACUGUGAACAGGAACGGGCCCAGAAACUGGGCGUUUUUGCUGAAAUCUUGAAGAAUUUAAAAAAUAUGCCUUUAACUAACAUCCUCAGUCAAUUAAGAAUCUAUAUGCAAAAUUUCAUGUUAAUCAGUCCAGUAGUUCAGACGUGAUGUUGCAUCAUUCGUGAAUUUCCCGUCCCCUACGUGUAUAAAUGUAUUUUUUUCUUUAUAGCUACCUACAGACUUGAGCGCCACGAACACACGCAUUCCACUUUCCAUCAGCUGAUGCUAUGCUUAUUAUAUCUGUAUUUGUACAGAAAAAUUAAUCUACAGAUAUAGUAGCAUCAAAACUGAGAAAAUUGAAAUGCGCGUGUUCGUGGUGCUUAAGUCUGAACACACAUUAUCAUAUCAUAGAUUAAUCCUCAAUAAUAUAAAGGCGAAAUCACACAGCAGCAGACAGACGGAGGAAAAAUCAAACGUCGGAAUGCAGGCAUGAGCAGACAUAAUAUGGAGGCAGGCGGUUGUGUGCGUUGUAGUAUUCGAACAUCUGAGGUGCUUACAGAUAUACGCGCCGCGAACAUGAGCAAUUCACUAUUAAUCAGCUGACUAUAUCUGUAUUUUUACAGAAACUGUAUAAGAUAUAGAUAUAAAAAGCUUGGCAUCAACUGAUUAAAAGUGAAUUGCUCAUGUUCGCGGCGCGUAAAUCUGUACGCACCUUGUGUGUUCGCUUCCCAGAAAAUCAAGCUUGAGUUAUAGGAGGGGGUUAACUAGUUAAUAUUUAAUGAUAAAAUGAUAUCCAAUUAAUAUAUAAUGAUAAAUCUAGUUUAAACAUUUUUUUCAUUGAUAGUAAGAGGACUCAAGAACCGUAUCCGACACACAAUUUCUUGUCCAGUAACCUAAACCAAUAAUUCCUCUACAUACUAAUCCAGUAACCUAGUAACUUGGGUGAUAAUCAUGUUGCAGAUUGUAGAUAUUUCAGAGUAAUCCCGAUAACUGUUUACAUCUACAAAAACUGCAAAAGUAGUAGUUUGUGCAUCUAGUGAGAUCAUUCACGUUAUAAAGUCAGCACCUGAUUAACAUUGGUUUGCUAUCCUUGCCUAUCUUGAGACAAAACAGAUAGCUCUAUCCUUUUCUAGCUCCGCACUGUUGACGAAUAAAUUGUUGUCUAUGAAAAACAUAAUGAAGUACCUGAAUAGUUAAUCUCAAUCAUGAUUUUUUCAAAUGUUGAAAUAAUUCAAGGGAUUUUCUCUGCCAACUUAACUCGACUCGACUCCACCAUUCUUCGGCAAUAUUAUUCUAUUGAAUUUUGGGUGCUAGGCUUACAUGCCAGUCAUCCUAAGUUUAGUAAGCGUACUACGAAACUAGCUAUUCUAUUAAUAAAUUAUUUACAUCGCUCAGGAAUCUGACCACAACAAUUUUAUCGAUAAAUAACGUUUUAUCAUCAUUCGCGAUAAAAUAUUUUUCUGUGUGUGUUUAAAAAAAAAAUAUCAUGAAUUGUUCGAAUAAUAGAAUAUCAAUAAUUGAAAUUAAUCGUAUACAAUUAAAAUUCACCUUUUUGUACUCCCUGUGUGUUGUUUCCCUUAUAAUAAUUGAAUAAAUUUGUUGAUAGUAUGUCUAUAAUUGUAUAUAUUAUGUAUAUAGUGUAUCAUUAUAUUGGCAAAGCCAUGGACGUUUGUACAAAUUAGUGUUGUUAAUUGUUGAAUAAAUUUAUGUAAUUUCGAUAAAAUUAUAAUCGUUGAUACCAGAAUUUGAUAAUAUUCAUGUUAACUUAAUUAUAAAUAUUGUAUUUUUAACGCAGAAACUUUCCAAUGAAUUUAUUUGAAUGGUAAUGAUUUAAUAACAGAUUUCUAUAUAAAUCGUGUGUAUUAAUAUAUGAAAACCACAUCAUCUUUCUAUUGAUUCGUUAACGCAAUAAAAUUAUGCCAACACUUAGUUCGGUGACUUGUCCAUUCAUUGAUGAGGUGAGAGAUGAUAAAAAUACCAGAGGGAAUGGAAGUCGAACCUAAGCUAAUCUAAAUCUAAGCUAAGCUAAACCUAAGCUAUUGCUGCUUAGAGCAAAGUUUCAACUUUGUAAGCAUUCCUUAUAAAACAACGGUGAUUCCCAUUCAACCAAUUCCAACUUCAAUAUGUCAGCACCCCUUUUGAAAAAUAGCAGUAACGCUGCCCAUUCAAUGCCCAUCAAUGCUAGCAAUUUGAAGUGACUCCCACUAAAGCUGCUUUAUUGCUUUUGUAGCUUUGGUGAUAGUCUUAUUUUACAAUGCAGCUAGAACCACAAAUCUUUAGAAUUUAUAUUAUAUUAAUUCAACUGAAGUAUGGCAGCUCUCAUGUUUUUUUUUUUCAUUGUAAAGAAUGAUGUAAUAGAUUUAUUUUGUGCUUAGUGAUGAUUGGGUGGCUGUAGUUCUAGAUGGAUUCCGAACUGCUGAGAAUCCAUGAAAUAAUAAUCGAUACUGUCACGAUGGUUCUUAGCUUCAUAAUCAGAAAAAUCUUAUUCUAUUAUCUAUCAUCAAAGUAUUCAAUCCAACCUAUCCCUAUGUUCAUAUAAUCUUACAAAAUCCAUUGUACUUAAUGUCUCUUAUCACCAUUAGCGUACUAUGGAUAAAUUGUUAUGGUCAGAUUUCAUAGAGCGUUGGUUAAUAUCAUGUUGUUGAAAAUUAAUUGAAUAUUUAAUAAGAUUAAUUAAUAAGUAUAAUCGAUUAUGUAUAGUAUGUUAUGUAACACCUUGAGCUUCCAGACUACAUCCAUGAAGUAUUCUUUGUACAAAAUUAUUUCCCUCUCAUCUGACAUUUCACUAGAAAUUCAUGUUAGACUGUAUAUAAUUGAAUCUAUAUCUUGAAUUACACUCUACACUCGAAAUAAAUUCUAUCAUUCAUGAAAAAUUGUUUCUACAAAAUAUUUUCGACGUUUACAGAAUCUCUUACGGUAACUAUUAUUAUCAUUCCAUAAAUCUAAUGAAUUUAUGGAUUCUUUCUAAAUUCUUCGACCUCCUUCACAUAGAAACUCCAUUGGAUUGAAUUUAUUGGAGAAGAGUAGUUCUAUGCACAUCAUUGAUUCCUUAUUGUAAAAUUAUUAUAAUAUUAUAUUAUACAAGCAAAGUGAUAAAACGACUCAUUCAUUAAGUUUAACAUUCAAAAAGUUAUAGAAACUGUGUGUAUUUAUUCAAUUUUAGACGUUCGAAUUUAUUAUACGUAAUAUAACAUCACAUUUAAAUAUUCAGUAUAGAUUAUAACAAUAUUUUAAAAUUGUAUUCAGAAUAUUUUUGAUGAGCUGUCUAUAGAAACUGUUGUGAAGCAAUUGUCAUUUUUUGUUUUUGUAAAGUAUUUUUGUUAGUUGUGUGUUUUUGUAUAUUGAUGUUAAACAGUGUUUUCGAUAGAUUGUAAGGUAUUUGUGAAGAAAAGCUUUAUUAUACUCUCGUUUCUAAAAACAUUGUUUGUAAUUGAAAUUGUGUACAGUCCUGUGUAACAUUAUGUAUAUGAAGCAGUUAAUGUAUCAUUGUAUUAUAAGUGUUGGUAAUAAUAUUAUCAACAAAAACAUUAAUUUCACUUACGACCGCAAGUCAGCUAAAUGAGCUCUACUCUGAUGGUUGAACACUUGUGAAAUUAUUGGGUUUUGAUUUCACGGGACGUCCAACAUUUUACUAAUAAAUUACCUCAUUAGCUACGCAUAAGCUAGCUUAUGUGCGAAUUAGGUACUUACCGAUUUUAUUUAUAUGAAAUAGCUCGUGCAUUACUGUGUAAUAUAAUUAGUUCAAAUUAGAAUAACUGGAGAACGGUACUACAUUAUUUAAAUUUACAAACUCAAAACUAAUAUUAGGUAAAUCUGAAACAUUAUUUAGUGAUACAAUAAUAGUUAAAUACAGGUAGAAUCCGAAACCCUACCGGAGUAAAGCUCAUUUAGCCAACCAUAUAAGAUGUAAAAUUCAUUACCUAGUUAAAGAAAUUCUACCCUCUCUGGACUGCAUUUGCUGUUGAAAGUUUUAUCCAUCACACUUAGUAUGUAAUUGCGUUCUCCCUUGUGAUAAAUUUUAUAUUUUUGAAAAUUGUAAAAUAUCAGUAAUAAUAUUCCAUUUUGUAAACAUUGUUUCUGUGAAUUUUGUGAAGUUGACAGUUUGCCAGCUUUCUAUAGUGUAAUUUGUGUAUCUCACUAUCUCAUGCUGCUUACAUGUUUUGGAUUUUUUACCAAUAUUCUGUUCAAACAAGGCCUUUAAAUUAAAUAAACUUGCUUUAAAUUGCAUACGAUUAUUCUGGGUUCUCGCUACACACAUUGAUAAAUCUAGAAAAUAAGCCUAAACUGUUCUACUAAACUAUCUUAAAAUAUUUUUAGGGGUCUUCUCAAUAUAAACUCAGUGCCUAGUUACGUGAAGACAACAUUUUUAAUAGAUGUCAUAAACUUUGUUUGUAGCCUAGAUGAAAUUAGAAUUUUUUUCACUUCUUUCACCAUUUAUUUAGGUAAAACUUUUUUUCCAAUUUUUUA